Racocetra fulgida is the source of this 326-nucleotide messenger RNA. The record is from the annotation of a GenBank genome assembly. NCBI's taxonomy places the organism in Eukaryota, Fungi, Glomeromycota, Glomeromycetes, Diversisporales, Gigasporaceae.
AUGCCAUUAUCGAACAAAAAGAAAGGAUUUUACUUAAAAGAAAAAUUUUUGGAUGCGAAUGAAUCAUUAAAAUCAUUAACAAUUACACCGCAAAAACACAACAAAGAUAAUUAUACUAGUAAACGUAUUAAUACAGAUACAAUAGUGAAUUUUAUUAAUUCAGAUAAAAUUAAACGAAGUGACUUUGUGAUGCAAAAUCACUCUAAAGACGAAUAUUCUAUCAAAAAUAACAUUAAACGAACUGAUCUCGCGAUACAAAAUGCACCAGUAGAAGAAGUGGAUAGUAAUGGUUUACCUAUAAUUAGCGGGAUUCCGGCAAAUACUAC